Messenger RNA from Fusarium poae, 1131 nucleotides. RefSeq lists its product as uncharacterized. Lineage: Eukaryota; Fungi; Ascomycota; Sordariomycetes; Hypocreales; Nectriaceae. The transcript has 11 exons. Bases 1 to 1131 code for a protein of 376 amino acids. Gene Ontology annotation, molecular function: methyltransferase activity. The record is from RefSeq and is a predicted model, not a curated record.
AUGUCAAACAUUUACUCUCAAAUUCUUCAAUACAAAGGUAUCACUGUGGAAUACAAGAUGACGAGCUCUGUCAAAGCCAAAGUCGCCGCCGGAAAGUCAUUCCCCCGAGAGGCCAUACCUCCCAAUAUGUCUUCAUCCACCCCAAAUGACGAAUUGGAUUCAAUCGUUGACGAUGAAGUUCAUCUGGAGGCAGACGCUGACACAGAUAAUGACUCGGCGAUCGGAGUUACUGAUGAUGAGUUGUCGACUGCAUCUCUACGCUCCAGUAUCCGAGAUUAUCACAUGAUCAAUGGACGCGGAUAUCAUCGCGACGAGAAAUACUACCUUCCCAGUGAUGAGCACGAGUCAGAAAGACUUGAUCUCCAAAACCAUCAGUUGUUACUCACCUUUGGUGGGAAAAGAUACUUCUCACCAAAUGCUGAGACUGCCAAGCGGGUGCUCGAUAUUGGAACAGGUACUGGGAUAUGGGCUGUCGAGUUUGCCGACGACCAUCCUCAUGCUGAGGUUUUUGGUAUUGACAUCGCGGCUAUUCAGCCAGCUUUUGUUCCUCCAAAUUGCACAUUUGAAAUCGACGAUGCUGAACAAGAAUGGACUUGGACUAAACCAUUUGACUACAUCUUUGUGCGUCUCAUGUCUGGUAGUAUAGCUGACUGGAACAACUUCACCCGCCAGUGCUUCGAGAAUCUGGAGCCCGGAGGCUGGCUGGAAGUUAUUGAUCCUGCAUUUCCUGCCAGGUCUGACGACCGAACACUCGAACCUAACUCUCCGUUACACAAAUGGGACGAGUUAACUGUCAAAGGAGCUGAAGCACUGGGACGUCCCUUUAAUGAAGCCGUUAACCAUGAAGACCGUCUGAAAAAGCAGGGGUUCAUCAAUGUCACUCGCAAAGCGUUCAAAUGGCCUACCAACACUUGGCCAAAAGAUCCGAAGCACAAAGAGAUUGGGCUUUGGACGCUGGCGAAUAUUGAAAGAAAUCUCGAGUCUAUCAGCUCAUUCUUGCUGAGGCAGGGUCUCAAUAUGAGUCAGGAGGAGAUUGUGGUGUUUAUUUCCCAAGUUAGGGCUGAGAUGCGGAACACGAAGGUUCACGCAUACUGGGAAGUUUUUGUGGUCACUGGCCAAAAGCCGAAGUGA